Helobdella robusta is the source of this 2226-nucleotide messenger RNA. RefSeq lists its product as hypothetical. The transcript has 15 exons. The coding region runs from base 1 to 1497 and encodes 498 amino acids. Gene Ontology annotation, cellular component: proton-transporting V-type ATPase, V1 domain. NCBI's taxonomy places the organism in Eukaryota, Metazoa, Annelida, Clitellata, Rhynchobdellida, Glossiphoniidae. Gene Ontology annotation, biological process: proton transmembrane transport; ATP metabolic process. Gene Ontology annotation, molecular function: proton-transporting ATPase activity, rotational mechanism; ATP binding. The record is from RefSeq and is a predicted model, not a curated record.
AUGUCUGUCGGAAUUAAAAUUAACGAUCCUGGAGCUGCAUUCGCCACCCAUCAGCUUGCAGUCACCAGGGACUAUGUCUCACAACCCAGGCUCACUUAUAAAACCGUGUCUGGAGUCAAUGGACCCCUUGUUAUAUUGGAUGGAGUGAAGUUUCCUAAAUUUGCUGAAAUAGUCAAACUAACAUUGCAAGAUGGAAGCAUUAGAAGUGGUCAAGUACUGGAAGUCAGUGGCUCUAAAGCUGUCGUUCAGGUAUUUGAAGGUACCUCAGGUAUUGAUGCAAAGUAUACGACGUGUGAAUUUACUGGCGAUAUCUUAAGGAUACCUGUUUCAGAAGAUAUGUUGGGGAGAGUUUUCAAUGGCUCAGGAAAGCCCGUUGACAAGGGUCCAAAUGUUUUAGCCGAAGAUUUUUUAGAUAUUCAAGGACAACCAAUCAACCCUUGGUCCAGGAUUUAUCCUGAAGAAAUGAUUCAAACUGGCAUAUCUGCUAUUGAUGGUAUGAAUAGCAUUGCCCGUGGUCAGAAGAUUCCUAUAUUCUCGGCCAACGGACUUCCACACAAUGAAAUAGCGGCACAAAUCUGCAGACAAGGAGGUCUUGUGAAACUUCCAGGAAAGAGUGUACUCGACGAUCACCACGAUAACUUUGCUAUCGUCUUUGCGGCUAUGGGUGUGAACAUGGAGACGGCUCGAUUCUUCAAGCAAGAUUUCGAAGAGAACGGUUCUAUGGACAAUGUGUGUCUCUUUCUCAACCUGGCUAAUGAUCCUACAAUUGAGAGAAUCAUCACACCUCGAAUUGCGCUGACCACGGCCGAGUUCAUGGCCUACCAGUGUGAGAAGCACGUCCUGGUCAUCAUGACUGACAUGAGUUCGUACGCCGAAGCUCUCCGUGAGGUAUCAGCAGCCCGAGAGGAGGUACCUGGCAGACGAGGAUUCCCUGGCUACAUGUACACCGAUCUGGCCACCAUCUACGAGAGGGCUGGCAGGGUUGAGGGAAGAAACGGGUCAAUCACCCAGAUUCCCAUUCUUACAAUGCCUAACGAUGACAUAACUCACCCAAUUCCCGACCUGACUGGCUACAUCACAGAAGGACAGAUUUACGUUGACAGGCAACUCCAUAACAGACAGAUCUAUCCUCCCAUCAACGUGCUGCCCUCACUGUCAAGGUUGAUGAAGUCAGCCAUUGGGGACAACAUGACCAGAGAUGACCAUGCAGAUGUCUCCAAUCAGCUGUAUGCCUGUUACGCCAUUGGAAAAGAUGUACAGGCGAUGAAGGCCGUAGUGGGAGAGGAGGCCCUGACACCGGAAGAUCUGCUCUACCUCGAGUUCCUUCAAAAAUUCGAAAAAACUUUUAUUGCUCAGAGUCCCUACGAGAACAGGACAAUCUUCGAGACACUGCAGAUAGGAUGGCAGCUGCUGAGGAUCUUCCCGAAAGAAAUGUUGAAACGCAUUCCACAACCUCUCCUGGCCAAGUAUUACCCCAGGGAAGCUAAGGAGGAAUAAAAGUCCCUUCGUACAUACACUAACCAACCCUCAACUACUCAUCCAUCUGCAACAUUCUUUUUCCAUUCACCUACUUGCUUACCACUUACAAGUCGACCUUAUUUAAUUUUCCGAAGAUGUAUUUCAUAGGAUUUAAUGGCUCAUAGAAUUGUCCUUUAUUUUAGAUAGAAACGUAAAUCAUGUACUAGAUAUAGUUUUUUCUAUAAUUAUGAUUAAUUUCAUAACUUUUUCUGAGAGGAUCGUUGUAUUUGACGCUUUUCAGAUUGUAAAUUGUUUCCAACUUUUUAAGAAUUUAUUUAUCUUUGUUGUAAAUUACUUUUUUUUUACGAUGAAGUUUUUCAAGUUUGAUUAGCUGAUUUUAUGUCUAAUUGUGCGUAAUAAUCUUUCUCCUUAAUGAUUUAUUUAUUCGUUAUAAUUAUCGAUCAUGUUUCUUUAGUUGAAAAGUUGUUUUAUUAUAUAAUAAAUGUCUAUGUAGUUUAAUUCAUUUUCUCCUAUGAACAUUGUGUGUUGUGUGCGUGUGUGCGCGUGUGUCUGCUGCUGAGUGUGGUGUCUGUGUUUUUAUGUGUGCGUGGAUAUCUGUAUUUAUUUGUGAUGUUGAACUAACUGAAUGAAAAUUUGAAAAAUGUAUGGCUCUAUUUAAAAUGCAUUGAUAUAGGUAAUUAAUUAAGCUGUUUCUAGUGUCAAUCCGUGUUUGUAAAAAUUUUCAAUUAAAUUUUGGAACUUAACGUG